Molecule: messenger RNA, 1020 nt
Organism: Amblyraja radiata (thorny skate)
Lineage: Eukaryota; Metazoa; Chordata; Chondrichthyes; Rajiformes; Rajidae
Gene: cfap107
Product: cilia and flagella associated protein 107
Exons: 4
Coding region: 73-636 (187 amino acids)
Biological process (GO): flagellated sperm motility
Cellular component (GO): axonemal microtubule
Source: RefSeq, a predicted model, not a curated record
ACACUGAUACAUUGGCCACUGAUACAUUAUUCCCAGUGAGACUCGCGUGCCCAGAUACACACGACGCCGGGGAUGACAGAGGCAGAGAAUUGUCCCGGACACCUCGCGGACCGGUUCGCCCCGGACCCCGUGCAGUCUGCGCCGGGCUGGAGAAUCCAGCAACAUUACCUGAACAAGGUGCUGGUCGGCAACUGGGCGGAGGAGCGGCUGAAGUUCAUCAAGGGAACCUGCUUUGGGACGACCACGUAUCGAGCCGACUACAAGCGCUACCCGUUCGUGUCGGCCGAUGUCAAGGAGAAGAUUUUGAUCCAGCAGAAGCACAAGGGCGUCCCCCUUUCAGUUUUCUUCUCUCACCACGACAUCCCUCGCUCCUGGUAUCUCGUGAGUCAUUACGAUGAAGCGAUCAACAAACGGCCAAACCCGUGUCUGCCUCCGCUGCGUACGUGGGAUAAGAGAAAUGUGGUCUGGCAUCCUGAACGAACAGAUUACCCAAUAAUAGCUCCGCCUACUAACUUUGGCCUCGUGCAAGAGAAGAUGGUAAAAGUGCACGACCAGAAGCUGCGGCAUCACACGAUGUAUCAAAGUGUGUACAACAUCUCCUACGGGCCACACUCCAUUGCCCACUUAUGCCUGUGACAACCCAACAGCAUAUCCAGGAUGCCCAUCCCCACAACAUCCUUGCAUCUUCCCCAGCCCACCUAGCACAGCAACGUGGCAAGGCAGACAUUCAACGGCCACGGGUGGAUUCAUGAAGGUGUUGUAUUGGAUACACUUCGACCCCGACAGAAUGAACCAGAGCACGAAACUCAUGGACAACUAUCAAACAAAAACUAUCUUGAAAAAAAUAUGCAGUAGCAAACUUCUGCCAUUUGUGCUGUGUGUGUUUGUAUCUACGUUACUGAACCUGGAAGGAGGUCAUAAGGUCGGAAGGGAUAGGACCAGAAUUAGGCCAUUCGGCCCAUCAAGUCUACUCUGCCAUUCAGUCAUGGCUGAUCUAUCUCUCCCUCCUAACCCCAUUCU